UGCAAGACAUGAUGCGGAUCGUACUAUUGCUGUAAACUAUGUCAUCUAACCGUCACGGUUAGCUUAGUUUUCCUUUCAAUGCCAUCGGUUUCUAACUGAAGUUUCAUCAUAUUGGCCGGCCGACUAUGAGUGUGAGAAGAAGGGAGAGCAGGGGAGGGGAUGUGUUCCAGGUUUCUUUAAACCAUAAACCUACGUCAAACCUGAAAGAAAUCGCUGAAUGACGUGGAAACUCGUGGAUGAGACAAAAAACUUUCGUUUAAAAAGCCAGCCGUUAUCCUGGGAAAGAAUUAAAGGAUUGUAUCUUUUUUUACUAUCUUGUAGCUACUCUCACUAUGGAGUCGGUUAAGACAGCUGAAGUGAUGCUGAGAGGAAACGUAUCAGGAAAUUACAUCGCGAUGAACACCAAGGGAGAGUUGUAUAGUACAAAUAGUCCAACUCACCCGGAGUGCGUCUUCAAAGAGAUUUUUGGAACGAAGUGCAAUUCCUACCAAUCCACGUUGAAUCCUGCCUGGUACCUAGCUCUGACCAAACAAGGCGAGGCGAAGUAUGGGCCCAAAACUAAACCCGGCCAGAGGGCUGUUGGCUUUAUAGCUGAAUGACUAAUGAACCGAAUACCAAAAGAGUUUAUUAGUAAUUUGUAAUAGACCCAAUUAAAAGAUGUAUAAAAUG
This is a messenger RNA of Pocillopora damicornis (cauliflower coral), 669 nucleotides long. Its product is annotated as fibroblast growth factor 1. Gene Ontology annotation, molecular function: growth factor activity. Lineage: Eukaryota; Metazoa; Cnidaria; Anthozoa; Scleractinia; Pocilloporidae. The record is from RefSeq and is a predicted model, not a curated record.